UGCAUCAGCCAAACCGCCUACCAGUUUCUGAAACCCUUGCAGUGUAGAGAUACUAUAUAAGUGAAAAAACUCUAGAACGUUAUUCGAUCUCGGUUCGUUAUUAGCAGUUGUGGUGAUGGCUCACAUUAUCAGAGAAGCUAUGAGUGACACUCACGAUUUGGAUCCAGCCAACAUUCCCGAUCAGUAUCGUUAUCAGAACGUGUACGGUCGUGGCACUGUGCACUGCGGAGCCUGCUUUCAUUCAUGGUCAAGCUACAUAUCGUGGAUCACAGUGGAUUUGAAAAAGUGUCGACUCGCACGUCGAUUUCAGCAGAAGUGUCAGUCAUGUGAAACAGCCAAUACUCCUUAUUUCAAGACAGAAGAACUUGAACGUAUGAUUAAACUGACCAUUGCAAGAGUAAUCAGUCUCAUGAACGGAACAUACGACAACACGGGAACAGAUGAUCUAAACGACACACAGCUGGAUGCACCUCACGACAGCGAUCGUUGUGAAAAGUGUGAAUACGGUGAAGGUAGACCAUGCUACGAAUGAUCUACCGACGUUAGCGGGUCAGCUCAGCAGUACAUUGUCUACUAUAAGAAUUUUAUAUUUUUGUGUGGUAGAUCUACUCGUGUAGAUAUCAUAACCCAGAAGAGUAUAUGUCAUUUGCUGUUCUAAAUUUACUAUAUUUUUCAGCAGUGAAUAGUAUUCUAGCUACUACAGUGUACGUUACAUUGUACGAUGCUUGAACUUUCUGAAGCAGUUUCUUCUGUAUUUCUACUGCUAGUAUUCUAGUAUCAAUUGAAUAAAUGCACACAAGCAGAGUUUCA
Corticium candelabrum is the source of this 810-nucleotide messenger RNA. Its product is annotated as receptor-transporting protein 3-like. Lineage: Eukaryota; Metazoa; Porifera; Homoscleromorpha; Homosclerophorida; Plakinidae. The transcript has a single exon. The record is from RefSeq and is a predicted model, not a curated record. Bases 116 to 532 code for a protein of 138 amino acids.